Molecule: messenger RNA, 487 nt
Organism: Labrus bergylta (ballan wrasse)
Lineage: Eukaryota; Metazoa; Chordata; Actinopteri; Labriformes; Labridae
Gene: ndufa5
Product: NADH:ubiquinone oxidoreductase subunit A5
Biological process (GO): respiratory electron transport chain
Source: RefSeq, a predicted model, not a curated record
CCGGAAGUUGUCGACGGAUCCGGAAGCCGUGUCCACAGAGGAGAAUGGCUGGUCUGUUGAAGAAGACGACGGGCCUGGUCGGCCUGGCCGUGUCCCAGAAUCCACAUGAGCGUCUGAGGAUUCUGUACUCAAAGAUUCUGGCGUCCGUGCAGACCAUGCCACAGGACGCAGCCUACAGGAAGUACACGGAGCAGCUGGUCAGCGAGAGGUUCAACCACGUUAAAGCAGAGCCCGAUGUGGAGAAACUGGAGAAGAAGAUCAACUGUGGGCAGAUUGAAGAAGUCAUUUUCCAGGCGGAGUGUGAGCUGGCUCUGUCCAGGAAGAUGUCGGAGUGGAAGCCCUGGGAGCCGCUGAUCGAGGAGCCUCCUCCUAACCAGUGGAAAUGGCCCAUCUGAAUACACCCUGUGUAUACAUACUGUGUGUGUGUGUGUUUUCCGAACCCCUGCUUCCAAUGAAGUACUGUACAAAAUAAAAAUCCUUCAAUAUA